ACUUAGACACAGUUCCGUAAAAGGAUACAGUAUAUUUGGGUUAACACUUAAUAAUUCUAUCUUACAUGAAUAAGUAUGUUCUCUUUUGGUUUCUUUGCCUGGACUUCAGCUACAUAGGUUUUUCUUAAAACUUGCAGGACAUUUUGGAACAAAGUCCUCCACUCAGUGGAUGCUGUAGAUUGCGACCCUAAACUCAAUAAUAAAUAUUUUUACCACAAUCCAACAAAUCAAAUAUGGAAUUCUGGAGAUAAUAGUAAAAUAGUAAUUACCUUCUAAUAAUUAAAAUUACUAUGUUUUGUUUGUAUAAUUUAUUUUCAAAUUACAGAAAUAAGUCCCUCAUGUAUUCCCAUGUGUUGCCGGAUUCUGUAUCUACCAGGUAUUAAUUUGUAGUGUUAACAGAUUUGCACAAAAAGUUCUCAGUCCUGCCUAUAAUUCCCUCUAUAAUGAAAACAAUAUUUAAACUCACAAAAAUAUAUAUUAAAUAUAUUUUAAAGGAUGUUUCAAACACCAUUUGUAUCAUGUUCUCCAUAGUUCCUUUGAUAGCCUAACUACUAUUGUAAAGGACUCUGAUUCUGAAAAGUUAAAUGAGGUUGGGCCUGAUUUGGAUGAGAGACCAUCAAGAAAUCCCUGAGCUGAAGAUUUGAUUGGAAGUAGAAAAGAUCCUGGAAGAAAGUAAUAGAAAAAUGCUUCAGUUUUACUAAGAAAACGACAUGGAUGUAUCAAGUCACCAGAGUUUGGGGGAGAUUGUGAUACUUAAGAGAAUUCUUAGGUGGAGACAAAAGCUUCAUAUAUCAUAAUUAAAGAAUAUUUUUGAUUUCUCAACCAUCUUUGUUGUAAAAGGGAGGAGAAUUUGCUAUUUGAGAAAAAAUGCUAUUGACUGAAACUAAAGCGCCUCAUUUAUUUGGUUUCACAUUUUACUAAAUAAUUUUGCAUCUUAAGCAUGGGCAUCUCCACUUCCAAAUUGUUAUCUCCUAACUGAUUAAUAAGAGUUCUGCUACAUUCCAGGAUAACAUUUUCUAUCUGUUGGAAAGGAAAAUUGUUAAUCUUGGUGUUCUGGGAAUGUUUAUGUGUACACAUUUGUACGCUAUAUACUUGUAUAUGCUUCUUUUAAAAAGGAUGCUUUUAAGUAUGUAAUGGAACAUUAAUGCUUAAGUUACAUCUUUGUUCAGUAGUACCAGGUUUUUCCAUAUAUCAGCAGAUACUUUUAAUCAUAUGUAAGAGACCAUCCUGUUCCAUUUUUAUUCCCAUGGAAGAUAUUCUGUUCAUAUUAAAAGCAAUAACCUUAUGUUCCAGUCCUAAAUAGAACGGAAGUGAGGAACUUCUUCCAGACACACAGGAUUUCCUUGCUAUUCAUUAUUUUCUUUAUUGCUUUUACUUGAUGUAAAUUGCCCAAAGUUAUUCUGAGUCAGUUGGCCUAUAAAUCUCACAGUUUCUUUAUUGCUGGCAUAAAAUAUUUUAAAGCACAGGACACUGGCUUUUUAUUUCCACACAAAUGAGUUAGAAAGAUAACUCAUCUUUUUGAACAAUAUUUCAGUUUGCUGUCAGAAAAGCAGAUAUCUAGACCCCAAACAUUUCUGCAAUUACAGCAACUGCUGACUAGUGAAGAAGGAAUAGAAGAAACUACUAGACAAUGAGCUGAAAGAGCCUAAUAAUAGAUUUGAUACUACAUUCCUACAGGGGCUAACAAAAUCAUGUUUCCAAGUGAAGAAGCAUCUUGUAAUAUCAAUAUAGAAGGCUUUGUAAUGCUCUGUCCUAUGGUAAAAUAUAUUCCUGUGUACUAAGUUGAUAACACACUACUGGAGUUGUCUCCCUUGUUUCCAUUUGAACACUGCCUUAUAGUUAAUUAAAUGUAUCAAAUGAUAUCAAGUAAUUGAUAAGGAUUUUCCAUCAGAACUGAUUUUAAACUUGAUAUCAGUUUAAAAUAGAAUUGAUCUAAACUUUUAUUCUAUUUGUAUAUGGUCAAAUUAAUGAACACCCUUAAUAGUUUUUAGCAAUGUAGUAAAAACAUUCAACUAACUACAAUGUCCGUGGUAAAUAUAAUUAAACUUGAAAAUUAAUAAUGAAAAAAUAACAAAAAUAUAAGACAAAAUGGAAUGCAACAAUUUUUAAAAGGCAUUAACAGUUAACUAGUCAUCAUAUGCCCAGAAGUGCAUUUCAAUGUGACUCUUCAUUCCAAGGGAGACAUUUCCAUAAGGGAACAGGGCCUGAGAAAGCACCAAAAUUUGAUCCAUAGCAGUCAAAAAGCUCUAUAAAAUAGCGAAUAGUAAAGUAAAUGUAAAAAUCAAUCUCAGAUUACCUCUUUGGUGGAGAAUGAACUGGAAAUGGCCAAAAUGCCAUAAUAUUCUAGAUUGCUUGUGAAGAAUACUAGAAUGUCAGAAAAAAAAACAUGUUCCUCUUUUAGGGCAGGGCUUAUAACUUGCUUGCUUGCUAGUUAUUUGCACUCUGAAAACAUUACAUUAUUAUUUUUUUUCAAAUACUUUUCUAAAUGUACAUAUAAAGGGAGAAAGACAGUGGAUCCUGAUCGCUAGAAGCUUCAAAGGUGACAUGCAAAAUGAUCUCUUUUAAGUAUUGUGAUUUGGCAGGUCUGCUCUCCCCAAGCAUUAUAAAGGACUGAUUCAGUUCCACAGAGGAGUAGGAGCGUGGGGGCUCAUGUAACUAAUACUGAUACAGGUUGCCAUGCAUUGCUAAUGAGAAAAGCCUGGCCAAAGCAUCUGCAGCAUUUUCAAAGCUCAAAAGCUGUAUGCAGCAAGCUGGUUUCAUUCCCUACUACCACUUAACAUUUCACUUUUUCAAACUGGAAAGAGUCUGCAAAUUAUUAGUGACUUUUAAAAUGCCUUCCUAAUUAAGGGCAUCAGUCUGGACAAUUUUUUUUACCUUAAGCAGCUACACUGAAAUGAACCUAGUGAGAAAAAUCAAUUUCAUGAUACUGUGGCACAUUUUGGGGGUUCACAUUCUGUUUUUAACUUUCAAAGACUCUAUCUGUGAAUUACAUCUCCUGAAAAGAGCUGCAAGGAAUGAAUUUACUGUAGUUCCUCAAAAAGGAGAUCUCUUAGCAGCUGAGACAACCACUGUUUCAUCAGAUUUUCAUGAUGUAUUUUCUCAGGCUCAAAAUUCAUCAAGAGCUUCUUGUUCUCAAGAUUGUCUUAAUGGAGCAGUUUGCACAAAGACAGGAGUUUGUGACUGCGAGACAUUUCAGGCACAGGGACAGCGCUGCCAAAUCAUUCCAAACAUUGGCAAAGACAGAGGUGGGAUUUGCAAAUCAUGGGGACAAUACCACUUUGAAACAUUUGAUGGCAUCUACUACUACUUCCCAGGAAACUGUUCAUAUAUUUUUGUGAAAGAUUGCAGUGAUCCAGAACCUCAGUACACUGUGUGGAUUAAUAAUAGUCCUCACUGUGCUGGUUCAGUGUAUUCUUGUUUACGGUCAAUAAGUUUGUUCGUUUCAAAUCAGGAUGAAAUACACAUAUCGGGACAUGAUGUUAGAAAGGGUAGAAUCAGGUUGUCUUUGCCCCAAACAGUUGGAAAUAUUUUCAUUGAGAAAUUAGCAAAUUAUAUUUUGGUGAAAACUACAUUUGGCUUUUCCCUAGCUUGGGAUGGAAACUCUGGGAUUUACAUUAAAUUGACAGAAGAACACAAGGGAAAAACAUGUGGUCUCUGUGGAAAUUAUAAUAACAACACAUCAGAUGAUCUCGUAUUACUAAGUAGUGACUAUACAGAAGAUAUAGCUAAAUUUGCUAAUAGUUGGGCUAUACAAAUCCCAGAUGAUGCAACCUGUGAAGCUAUUGCAUCUAGUUUUCCUAGUCCUUGCAACAUUGAUACAGAAUCUUACGAGAGUAUCUACUUCAAGUGCCAAAUACUCCUGCAGUUUCCUUUUCUAAGUUGUCAUCAAAGCAUAGAUCCUUAUCCCUACAUUUCCAGCUGCAUGAAUGACCUAUGUAGAAAGGAUGAUGAUGAAACCUAUUGCCGAGCAGUAACAGAAUAUGCUCGCUCAUGUUCACAUGUAGGCUAUCCUAUUAGAGAUUGGAGAGAUGACUUUCCAGCCUGUACUGACAGUUGUGAAGAUACUUUUAUUCACCGGGAUUGUAUUAGCUGUUGUCCACCAACCUGUACUUUUGAGAAAGACUGUCUAGGUAGUAAUCUCCAUUGCUUAGAUGGAUGCUAUUGCCCAGAUGGCCUUAUAAUGGACAAUGGAACUUGUAUUUCUGCAUCAGAUUGCCCAUGUGUUUAUCAUGGGACAGCUUUCCCUGUAGGUUCAACAAUUGAACAAGAAUGUAGUAACUGCAUUUGUAUGGGUGGUGUUUGGAACUGCACUGAACAUGAUUGCCCAGCUGAAUGUUUAAUUGUUGGUGAAUCCCAUUUCACAACUUUUGAUGGUCGCCAUUAUACCUUUCUUGGGAGUUGUCAGUAUAUUCUGGUAAAAGGCACCGGGAAAGACAAAUUCACACUCACGUUACAGAAAAGUCCCUGUGGACAGAGCAUUGAUUAUGAUUGCAUUCAAUCUUUGACACUAAUUUUUGAAGACGACUUAAGCAAGCAAGUGACUCUCUUCCGGGGUGGUGAAAUACAGUACAGUUCCUUCAGCCAGGGAUUCACCCUAAAUGGAUACAUAGAAGUACAGAACAUGUCUUCAUUGUUUGUGCAGUUAAAAACUACAUUUGGUUUAAAAAUCCAGUUUGCUAAAGAUGGCAAAAGAGUGUAUAUUCAACUCAGCGCUGAGUGGAAGAGCAGAACGAUGGGUCUCUGUGGAACUUAUAAUGGAAAUUUGAGAGAUGAUUUUCUUUCCCCAUCAGGAAUGAUUGAAGGAACUCCACAACUUCAUGCUAAUGCAUGGAAGAUUUCAUCAGCAUGUCACAUACCUGUCAACAUUCCUGUGGUUGAUCCUUGCAACAUUAAUCAACAAAAUGUUGCAUAUGCAUCCCAGUGUGAUCUCAUCAAUCAAGAACUCUUUGCUCCAUGUCACAUAUACAUCAAUCCAGAUUUAUAUUACCAGCUAUGUCGCUUUGAUGCUUGCAAAUGUGGGAGAAGUUGCUUGUGCAAUGCAUUUGCACACUAUAGUUAUAUUUGCAGCAAGCAUGGGAUUACUAUAGAUUUCAGAUCUCAUGUUUCAUACUGUGCAAUAGUAUGCAGAAGUGGAAUGCUGUAUCACCCAUGUUCCUCCUUCUGUGAGCACUCUUGUUCUUCCCUUUCUCUUCUGGAUGCUUGUGAUAAUGACUGCGCUGAAGGCUGUAACUGCCCUGAAGGAAAAUACUUUGAAGAAUCUAUUAAUUUUUGCGUGCCAAUGGCUAACUGUCGAUGUUAUUAUAAAGGCAGAAGUUUUCAGCCUGGAGAAAUUUUGCCCACACCAUCAGGGUCAUGCCAAUGCCUAAAUGGAACAAUGAAAUGCAAUGAAGCAGCAGCUGUCCCUGCAGUGCAUUCAUGUCCUGAUGGAAAGAUCUACUAUGACUGCCAAUCUCAUGUAUCUGGCUUGCCAUCAGGUGGAGUAAACUGUGAACUAACAUGUACAAAUAUUGCUAUGAACUUUACCUGUACACCUUCUCCACCAUGUUUGAGUGGUUGCAUCUGUCCCCCUGGAAUGGCGGAACAUAAAGGAAAAUGUUAUGUGCCUGAUAGUUGUCCAUGCAUGUGGAAGGAUUGGGAGUAUAUAUCAGGUGAAGUGAUAGCAACCUCUUGUUAUACAUGUAUUUGCCGACGUGGGAUAUUUAACUGCACAUACUAUCCUUGUCCUGCUGUAUGCACAGUCUACGGAGAUCGGCAUUAUUAUACUUUUGAUGGAUUAGAAUAUGACUAUGUGAGUGACUGUCAGAUUUAUUUAAUAAAGAGUGUUGACAGUUCAAACUUGUCUCUAAUUGUUCAAAAUAAGAAGUGCUUCGAUAAUGACAUUGUUUGUUCAAAACAUAUGUUGCUAACUAUUGGAGACUCUGAGAUUUUUUUCAGUGAAUCUCUAGACAUAGAGGGGAUGCUGAGGAGACAUGGAGACAAAUCCAAGUAUCAAGUUUGGAAAGCUGGAUAUUAUGUGGCAAUACAUUUUCCAGAGGAAGAGCUCAUGGUAUUGUGGGACAGGAAGACAACAAUGCAUAUCAAAGUUGGAGCUCGAUGGAAGGGUAAAUUAGCUGGUUUGUGUGGAAAUUUUGACAAAUUUACUUCAAAUGAUCUGACUACAUCCAACAAUAUGGAGGUAAAAAAUGCUCAAAUUUUUGGAGAGAGUUGGGCAAUAGGACAGUGUGCAAGUCCAAAUGAGACCAACAAACAAUGUGAAGUCCAUCAGAGCAAAUUCCCCUAUGCCAAAAAAGAAUGUUCAGUUUUAUACAGUGAUAUUUUUGCCUCUUGCCGUACUGUGAUUGACGUAACAUCAUUUGUGAAAAACUGUCAUACAGAUACGUGCAACUGUAAUCUGGGUGGAGACUGUGAAUGUCUGUGUACUAGCAUUGCAGCUUAUGCUCACAAAUGUUGCCAGCAGGGUGUAGUAAUUCACUGGCGAUCUCCUUCUCUCUGUCCUUACGAUUGUGAUUAUUACAACCAAGAACUUGGUAAAGGACCUUAUAUUUUGGCCAGUUAUGGACAGAAUGAUACAGUUAUAGGUGUCAAUGUUAACAGCAAAAAGAUAUUUCCAUUAUUUAGAAACAAGCUCCAAGAAAAUGUAUAUUAUAAUUUUAUGCUAACUCCUGGACUUUACAAAGAUAAAAUUUUAUCUUCAUCUCUGAUUUCACUUGAGUGUGCAGAAAGGCCAAACUACUUUCUUUAUGUACACAAUGACAACAACAUUUUCUUAGCACAGUGGGAUGCAAGUUUGUCAUUUCGUAGAAAAACGACUUUUAUCCAUCACCAAGGACUUUGGAUUCCUGGUUAUAGUGCAUUUGAACUGCACAGUAACAGAGGUUUCUUCCUUACACUUAGCACUUCAGCAGUGAAAAUCUUGAAGUUUGUUGAUUCUGAAGAAUUCAAAAGCUCAAGUAGCUUCAGUAUUGAGGAACUCCAUGCAGCAAUACCUUACAGGAGGAUGUGUGAAUGGAGAUAUGAACCUUGUACAAGUCCUUGUGUUAAAACAUGCGAUGAUCCUGAAGGAACGGCAUGCAAAUUUCUUCCACCGGUUGAAGGGUGCUUACCAUAUUGUCCAAAAGCUAUGAUCCUAGAUGAAGUCACACUUAAAUGUGUUUAUCCAGAAGAUUGCAUUCCUGUGAAACCAUCAGAAUCUUCAUUUGGGACCAAACCAGUUAGAACAAACCCUACAAUGCUAAGUUCCCAGAUAACGAAUAUAUCAGAAACAUUUUCUCAAAUGCCUCUUACUCUGGUUAUUGAAGAGACUGAGCCAACCUAUAUUAACUUAUCCACUAAAAUCACAACUGAACUAACAACUGCCAAAGAUGCUUAUUCAGCAAUGGUAUCUCAUUCAAGCACGCAUUUACCUGAUUUGUUACCAGCUUCAGAAUUCUUUCCUGAAGACAGCUACAACCAAACCACCACACCUGUGCUGCUCAGAUCUCUGUCUCCAACAACUUUCCCAAGUACUUAUGAAGCUCCAAUGGUUAGUGUAAAAACAAUAUCCUAUAAUAAAACUCCUAAUUUCUUUUCAUCAAGUAACCCUGCAUCUACUGCUGUACCAUCAGUGACUGCUUUUUCUUUAAUAACUAAGUCAACUACACCAUUGGAAGUUGCAGUUCCUUCUUCGGUGGUAGCUAGAACUCUUCCAACUUCCACAAUACUGACAGGUUUACCUUUAACACAAACAUUUGCUGUAACUUCAGGAAUCAGUUCUUACCUGUCUACACUUACAACAACUAUGCCUCCAAUUCCUGUAUUUACUUCUAGAUUUACUUCAUUUGCAUCAAGUCCUCCUUAUAGUAUUCCUCUUUCAGACCCAGUGACUAUUCAACCAGAUUUGAAAUUGAUAAAUAAAACAUUAACACCUGCUUCUCUAUUGUCAAAAAAACCACAUCUAACACCUUCUGAACAUAUUGCUUCCUUAACCACAAAAUAUUUUUCCACUGUUGCUGAUGUAGUUAAUAAAACAACUUCAGUUGCAACACAAAGUCCUCUUCCCAUAAAAUCUUCUUUUAGUCCCCAAAUAACCCACACAACGUCAACAUUAAUCCCUCCUCCAAUUACAUCUCAAAGGCCCAAAGGAACUGGGGAAGUGACACUUAUUUCAAAGAGCUUUUAUUUACGGCCUUCCACAGUUUCUCUUCUAGCAGUUUCUCAGACUUCCAAAUCAUCAGAGACAAGUUCAGUUUCAGCAGAAAGUAAACAUGUGUUGCAGACAGAUUCAUCUCCAGUUCCAACUGAUUUUAUAAGUUUGCCAGAGUUUGCUGGUACCAGGGUGUCAAGCAGCAUUCCUAUUAAGAUUUCACAGGAUGAAGCACAAAUAACUGAUGAACCAUUUGAUUCAUAUCCAGAAUCAGAAAUUACAUCAACAGUUAAAAGUGUUGAUUCUUUUGCUACUUCAUCUUUAGAAACCUCUCUUAAAAUGUUGACAACAAGAGCUUUUACUCCUCAGAUUUCUGUUACAGCAUCACAUUCUGAAAGUUUAUCAGCAGUUCCCACCACUUCUGCUGUAGUACCAACUAGCACUGAUAGAAAUAUGCCUGCUAUAUUGCUAAAUGACCAUUUGAGCGUAACAAAUUCAUCUUUAAUUACAAAUAUUUCCACUAUACAUACUAUGUCUUCAGGUUUUUUGACCACUUUUGAUGCAUCAGCUGUGUCUUUGGGAACAAGAAGGCCUUCUUUGACUUCUUCAUUGGAUAGGAGAACUUUAUCUUCCUUAACAGAUGCUCAGUCUGCAGAACCAGCAAUGGAAUCAGCUUUGACUCUGGGCAAACUUUGGAAUAUUACAUCAACCCUACAAGAUAUUACUGAAAAGUACUCAAUCAGCUCCUCAGAAAAUUUAGUUUCUUCUGCUGGCACAAUAGCUCUUCACAAAAUUGCUGAAGUUACUGAAUUCUCUCCCAUAAGUUUUGAUUUUCACACAACUACUACUUCAAUCCCUGUUCUUUCAGUCUCCCAAGCACCCAUUGAUGUUCCAAACAUCACUGUCUUUACACCUAAACCGUGCAAAGACUCUUUACAAACGAUGCCUUUAGAAAUGGAUAAAGUUUCAGACUGGGUCAAAACAGAAAUAAUACAGGCUUCAAAAUUUCAAAAUAUAACAAGCACUUUGUAUGCCUUAAAAGGUAAUAAAACCUCAGAGGAAAACAUUACAAUGUAUGCAAGGACUGAAAAGUCAUCUCUACCACCUGUUCAGAUGACUACUGAUAUGUCUGCUAGUCAAAGCAGCACAGCUUCAGUAAAACCAGUUUUUCUCUCUGAGAUGACAGAUAUAACAUUUGAUUGGUCUAGGAUUCCAUCAACAAAAUCUUACUACAGUGUGACUAAACCAGAGGAAGUAAGUAUCAUCAGCUCACAGAAUUUCACAAUAACAGAUUUAUCUCAAGUCACUGCAAAACUUGUGGAAACCCAAUCCACAGAAACUGAAGUUGAAAUGAUGACAACAAAGACUGAUGAACAUGCUUCAUUUGGCACAAUAAUACAUACACUUGUAUCUGUGACAUCUUCAGAAUGCAUGCCAAGAUACCUUGAUCCUGUAGACAAAUGUAGCCAAUACGUCUGCAUUAACAUGGAAUGGAUGCUGUACAAUCUUUCAAAGAACUGCCAUAAGAAUGUGGAGAAACCUGACUGUGGUUUUCGAGGAAUGCCAGUUCAGACCAACAGUGACAGCUGCUGUCCUGAAUGGGAAUGUCCUUGUCAGUGUUCUAUCCUCUCUGAACUGAGUAUCAUUACAUUUGAUGGAAAUAAUGUUGCACUACAUAAAGUAGCAUCCUAUAUUUUAGUCAAGUUACCCACAGAAAUUAUUGUGGCUCAUAUUGAAAAAUGCCCUGCUAAUCAGAGUGCAAAUUCAAUAAGAAAACUAGUCCCAGCAGGAAGUGCUUCUGGUCUUUGUUUUAAGAAACUUAAUGUAACAAUACCACCUUAUGCAGUACUUAUUAACCGCUUAGCAAGAAAGGUAAUUGUGAAUUCUGUAAUCCAACCUUUGCCUUUCUUGCAAGAGGGCAUAUGUAUUCAGGACACUGGAGCAAUGUAUGUAAUCAAUACCCCAGCUGGAAUCAAUAUUAAAUGGGCUCAUGUUACAGGCAUUAUGGACAUCCAAUAUGGCUUUAACUCUAAUGUAUCUAUAAAGACAGAAGGGCUUUGUGGUGUCUGCAAUGGUGAUCCUUCUGAUGACUUGAAAAUGCAAAAUAGAACAAUAAUUACAAAUAUGGAAGAAGUUGAGAUUUUUAUUAAAAGUUGGGAAAUUGAUAAAUCUUUUGAUGUAACAACAAGAAGACCCGUUAGAAACUGCACAGAGGAUAAUUGUACAUAUUGCAUGGAACUCUUGCAGAAGUGGGUUUUUGCCCCUUGUCACAAAAAAGUCUCACCACAAGAUUUUUGUGAAAAAAUGUGGGUUAACAAUACCUAUUUUGAGAAUUAUGAAUGUGAUGCACUUUCUGCAUAUGUAGCACUAUGCAACAAGCAUAAUAUCUGCAUUAAGUGGAGGACACCAGAUUACUGUUGGCUUGCUUGUCCUUAUGGGAAGGAAUAUCAACCUUGUGUGCAACCCUGUGAUGCUAAAACAUGCCUAAAUAAAUGGUUUUAUGAAAAAUCAUCAUGUUCCUAUUUAAGAGAAGACUGUGUUUGUAAAAAGGGGACCAUUCUUCAUAGAACAGACUCUGACCUUUGCAUUCCAGAAGAAAAAUGUGUCUGUACAGAUAAUGGGGGGCAUCCUCACUCUGUUGGGGAGGUUUGGAUUGGCUCCAAUAAAGGAUGUUGCAUAUAUAAGUGCAUGGAGAAUGGGAGCAUUAUUGAUACAGAGCCUGAAUGUGAUAAGCAGCCAUCUCCAAUGUGUGACAGAGAGACUGAAGUGAUUGUCAGUGUAACUGAAGAACAAACUUGCUGUCCAAAAAAUAUCUGUGAAUGCAACAUGACUCUAUGCAGCCCUAUUAUCCCAGUAUGCAGAAGUACUGAGAAGCUGACAGUCAGAUACACUCCUGUCUCCUGCUGUCCUCAAUAUCAGUGUGAAUGUGAUAUGUCAGCAUGUCCCAAUGUUACUCGUCCAGAAUGCCGAGAAGAUCAGUUUAUUGUGGAAGUAAAAUUGGAUGAUACUUGUUGUUUAUCCUAUUUGUGUGUUUGUGAAUCUUGCAUUGAACCUGUUCCAGAAUGUAAUGAAGAAGAACUUCUUGCAGUAGAUCUUAGUACUGCACAGUACUGUUGUCCUCAUUAUCACUGUGUAUGUGAAGAGAAUCUAUGUCCUUCACCUCUUCUGAAUUGCUCUACUGAUAUGCAACUGAUUAAAAAAACAGUACCUGGACAGUGUUGCCCAGACUGGAAUUGUGAAUGUGAUUGUGAGAACAGUACUGUACCAAGCUGUAAAUUGGGUGAAGUUUGGAAAAUAAGUGCUAAUACUUCUACUACAUGUGGAUGUCCACAAUACAUUUGUGAAAAAAGAAAUGUCUGUAUAUUCCAAGAAGUCACUGUUCUGAACCCAGGUCAGAUAUUGAUUCAAUAUUUGGAUGGAGAACUUUGUUAUACAGCAAAGUGUUCACAAGAAAGGGACCCUAACACAGGAUUUCACACGAUGAAUCUGGCAGUAGUUAAUUGUUCCCAAAAAUGUGAAGCACAUCAAGUACACAAACCAUCUGAUGGUCAACAUUCUUGUUGUGGUUCCUGCAUAAAUGUCUCAUGUCCUUUUUAUACUGACAAUGGAACUCUUGAGAUUUAUGAAGAAGGAAGCACAUGGGACUCAAACUGCAUUAAAUAUGAAUGUGCAAAGAUUGGUGUGGAGACAGUGGUACUUGGCUCCAGUGUGUUUUGCCCACCCUUUAAUGAGACUGAAUGUGUAAAGAAUGGAGGCUCUGUGCAGACCUAUCACAAUGGCUGCUGCAAGACCUGUAAAAGAGAGGAAAGGAUUUGCCAGAAAAUAAUUGUUAGAACUACAGUAAGAAAAGAAGACUGCAUAAGCCAAAGUCCUAUAAGUGUGGCUUCUUGUGAUGGGAAAUGCCCCUCUGCUACAAUUUUUAAUGUCAACAUUGAUAGCCAUUUAAGGUUCUGCAAAUGCUGCUGUGAAAAUGGAGUUCAGACUCUAACAGUGCCACUUUACUGCUCUGGAAAUGGCACUGAAAUUCUGUAUGUCAUGCAGGAACCUACGGACUGUUCAUGCCAGUGGAAUUAAAAAUUUUAUGAUUGCAUACAAACCAAGAUUUUGUUCUUUCCUAUGAUCAGAUUAAUAUUUUCUCAAUUUAAAUAUGGAUAUGUAAAAAGGGGGCAUAUUAAUUUUUGACACAUAUGGAAGACUUAAUUCACUUUACAGUAAUAUACUUCUAUUCAGACAUGUGAAAUAUUUAUGUAAUUCACCAUCAUCAGCCAUUCAAUUGUGUCCGACCCUCAGCCACUCUAUGGAUCAGCAUUCUUUAUAUCUCUCUAUCUUGCAUCACCUCAUUUAGAUGUGCCAUGGUCAUCCCAGAGUCAUUCUUUAUGGUGUUGAGCCAACAGAUACUAAGAUGGCCCCUUCUCAUUUUUCUGCUGAUCACUCCCAGCAUGACAGAUUUUUCAAGUGAGUCAGUUUGCAUGACAUGACCAAAGUAUGACAACCUCUGUUUGGAGAUCUUGACUUCAAGUGAUAUUUUAGGUGAGGUUGUUUGUUAUUUUUGCAGUCCAUAGUAUGUGUAAUAGUUGCCUCCAGCACCAUAGUUCAAAGGCGUCCACCCUUCUCCUAUCUGCCAAGUUUUGCAGUCAUAAAUAGCAAUCAGAAAAAUUAUUGUAUUAACUAAUCUGCAUUGGUUGUGAGGGUGAUCUCUUUACUCUUCCAGAUGUUAUUCAUGCCAGACAUUGCAGUUCUUCUAAGUGCUAUACGCCUUCUGAUCUCAUCUAUGUAAUUAGCCAACAUUAACUACCUAACACGUGCCUAGUUCUGGGGUUAUAUAAAAACUUUGCAGUUUAUCAGCUUCCACUGACAUCAUUAAUUGUUCCUCAAGAAUCCCAUUCUGCAUUGUAAUAUUUGUGAUGUUUUAUUAAAAUUUUGAAAUCCAUAACCUAUUUCUUAUUUUUCUGGUUCUAGCCUUUUCUAGCGUACUUUUUAUUACUAUGACUGCAUGUGGUAAUUUCUUAUAAAGCAUUUUGACAUUAUUUUAUAUUUACAAGAAUUUAUGCAAAAGUAAAUGAUAGUUUCUAUACUUUGCCUGGAUUAAAGUGUAAUUUGAAAUGCUGUAUGCACUCCUUAAGAGGAAAAUGCAUGAAAAAGCUGCAAGUUUUUUUAGAAAGCACAUGUUGUGUAGAAGGUUAACUAUAAUAGACUAAUGUAUAUUUUGUGCAAUUGUUCAUGGUAUUUCCAAUAUCUCUUUUAAACACUUGAUUAUGUGUUACAAUAUUUGUAAUACAUAAAAUACUUAUAUAAAUAAAUAUUUUUUAAAAGGAA
Molecule: messenger RNA, 13438 nt
Organism: Crotalus tigris (Tiger rattlesnake)
Lineage: Eukaryota; Metazoa; Chordata; Lepidosauria; Squamata; Viperidae
Gene: OTOGL
Product: otogelin like
Exons: 57
Coding region: 2894-12196 (3100 amino acids)
Biological process (GO): L-arabinose metabolic process
Cellular component (GO): extracellular matrix
Molecular function (GO): protein binding; alpha-L-arabinofuranosidase activity
Source: RefSeq, a predicted model, not a curated record